AUGGCUCUCCUUCCACUCCUCUUCACCUUCGCCUUCAUCUUCCUCCUAUACCAACUCUACCAAAAGCUCAGAUUCAAGCUCCCACCAGGCCCUAGACCAUGGCCGGUCGUCGGCAACCUUUACGACAUAAAGCCGGUGAGAUUCCGGUGCUUUGCCGACUGGGCACAGACUUACGGCCCAAUCAUUUCUGUCUGGUUCGGUUCAACUCUUAACGUUAUCGUUUCCAAUUCCGAGCUGGCCAAAGAAGUCCUCAAAGAACAUGACCAGCAAUUGGCCGACCGGCAUCGAAGCCGAUCGGCGGCGAAGUUCAGCAGAGAAGGGCAGGACCUUAUUUGGGCUGACUAUGGACCUCACUAUGUGAAGGUGAGAAAAGUCUGUACACUUGAGCUUUUCUCUCCCAAGAGGCUUGAAGCUCUCAGACCCAUCAGAGAAGAUGAGGUCACAGCCAUGGUGGAGUCCAUUUUCAAAGAUUGCACCAAUCCUGAUAAUAUGGGGAAGAGUUUCCUAGUGAAAAAAUAUCUUGGAGCAGUGGCAUUCAACAACAUAACAAGGCUUGCAUUUGGGAAGAGGUUUGUGAACUCUGAGGGUGUGAUAGAUGAGCAAGGUCAGGAGUUCAAGGCAAUCGUCGCCAAUGGGCUAAAGCUCGGGGCAUCGCUAGCCAUGGCCGAGCACAUCCCGUGGCUUCGUUGGUUAUUCCCGCUCGAGGAGGAGGCGUUUGCUAAGCACGGGGCACGUCGGGACUGUCUCACCCGAGCCAUCAUGGAGGAGCACACCCUUGCACGCCAGAAGAGUGGUGGAGCCAAGCAACAUUUUGUUGAUGCAUUGCUUACCCUUCAAGAUAAAUAUGACCUUAGUGAGGACACUAUCAUUGGCCUACUAUGG
Molecule: messenger RNA, 882 nt
Organism: Ilex paraguariensis (yerba mate)
Lineage: Eukaryota; Viridiplantae; Streptophyta; Magnoliopsida; Aquifoliales; Aquifoliaceae
Source: the annotation of a GenBank genome assembly